GGUAUGGAAGGGAGGACAUCCAGCACUCAGAGCAAUCACACACAGAGAAUUGAACAAGCCAGCAGAGCGAUGAUUGAGCUGGGCCCUAUGAAGGACGGCAGAAGCCCCAUAGACGAGCUGAUGGAGAUCACGGCACAGAGUCUGAGUCGACUAGAGAUCAAAGAACAUUUUAACAUCAUCAAAGAGAUCGGCCGUGGCAAAUACGGACGUGUAUUGCUGGUUACUCACCGAUGCAGGGGGACACCCAUGGCCCUGAAGGUUCUGCCCAAAGCAUCAACACAGCUGAAAGGAUUUCUGCGUGAGUACUGUAUCUCGCUCCACCUGUCCUGCCACCCGUGCAUUGUGGGUCUGUUUGGAAUCGCCUUCCAGUCCAAAGAACACUAUGGAUUUGCUCAGGAGCUGGUGGUCGGACGUGACCUGUUUGCUAUCAUCAAACCGCGGAUCGGAAUCUCGGAGAGUGUAGUGAAGCGCUGUGCCGUGCAGGUAGCCAGUGCCCUGGAGUUCAUCCACCACCUGGGCUUGGUGCACCGUGACAUCAAGCCCGAGAACGUGCUGCUGCUGGACACCCAGUGCCGCCAUGUAAAGCUGGCUGACUUUGGAUUGACACAAAAGCGAGGCACUCUGAUCCGUGUCAUCUCAAGCACACUACCCUACAUGGCCCCAGAGCUGUGUGCCAUGGUGGCAGAGGAUGGCCAGGAAAAUCCUAAAGCUCCACCACUCAGCAUACAGCCCAGCCUAGACACUUGGGCAUUUGGUGUGCUGCUUUUCUGCAUCCUUACAGGUUUCUUCCCCUGGGAGAAUUGCACAAGCCAUGACAGCUUCUAUGAUGAGUUUGCUGAGUGGCUGCAGGACCCAGAGACCACAGAAAUCCCGACACAGUGGGGGAGAUACACGCCGGAGUGUAUGGAGAUGUUCACCAAGCUGCUGGCACUGGAGCCUAAGAACAGAUCCACAGCUGAUGUGGUAAAAGAGUAUGUCGGGAAGGACUGGCUGAGGGCAAAUCAAACAAAUGGACUGGUGGGUGAAAGUGAAUGAGUGACCACCACGGCAACACUGAGCGGCCAAAGCCAUAGUAGCCCGGUUUUGCAGUAAUGCCUUCAUGUGGCAUUCCAACAGAAGAUUGGAAGAUUUAGUGAGAAUUUGUUAAAGCACACUUCAUCCAAACAAUGUGGAGGAAAAGGUUUUUGAAAUCUCUUCACUUGAUUGGAUAGCCAUAUUUUCUGUACUAUAAAUAAAAAUAUAUAUUUUUUAACUUUAUAAUCUAGAAUGUUAUGAAUGAAUAGUUUUUAUGUCCUAAUAUACUAAACAACAGCAUGAACACGAAUAAGCAGGACUUUGCAUUUUAAAUGAGUAGAAUAACAGUUUGAUGUUUUAAUGUGUUAAAA
This is a messenger RNA of Clarias gariepinus (North African catfish), 1385 nucleotides long. RefSeq names its product serine/threonine-protein kinase SBK1. The transcript is spliced from 4 exons. The record is from RefSeq and is a predicted model, not a curated record. NCBI's taxonomy places the organism in Eukaryota, Metazoa, Chordata, Actinopteri, Siluriformes, Clariidae. The coding region runs from base 4 to 1035 and encodes 343 amino acids. Gene Ontology annotation, biological process: peptidyl-serine phosphorylation; peptidyl-threonine phosphorylation. Gene Ontology annotation, molecular function: protein serine/threonine kinase activity; ATP binding.